Messenger RNA from Striga asiatica, 306 nucleotides. NCBI's taxonomy places the organism in Eukaryota, Viridiplantae, Streptophyta, Magnoliopsida, Lamiales, Orobanchaceae. The record is from the annotation of a GenBank genome assembly.
AUGAAGAAAGAAAAAUGGAGUAAAGAAGACGAACCUUGCGUAGUAACCACCUUCAGGAUCGUUACCAACAUCGUAAAACAAACCUCGGAAGUAAACAAAUAUGGAUCGAGGGGUGGUGGGAGGAAUGAGAUGGGCUUGCAUCUUCUGAGGAGGGGCAACCAUCCUUUAAGCAGACGUGAUUUCUCUGCCCGAAAGUUUGAACUAAGGUGGCACGUUGAAGCAGAGGCAGUAUACCUCUGUCAAUGGCUUUCUCUUCCUACAAACAAGGUUUGGAGCACUGUCAGUAACUACAAAACCACCGAAUGA